AUGACACACCAGGCCCCACCCACACUCCUGCGGCUGGCAAAACAGAGUCUGUUGAGGGAGGAGGCCUUGGCCAUUUCUGCUCUGGAGGACCUGCCCAUGGAGCUCCUCCAAGCAGUGUUGGAGGAGGCCUUCACCAAGAGAGACCCAAAGAUCCUGAAGGCCAUUGUGUCUUCCUGGCCCUCCCCAUGCCUCUCUGUAGGAGCCCUGAUAGUGGACAGCAGACUGGAUGUAUUGAAGGCUGUGCUUGAGGGAGUGCAUGUCCUGACUGCACAGAAGGGUCCCUCCAGGCGCCAACUCAGAGUGCUCGAUUUGCGGAAUGCGCCCCAUGACGCUUGGAGUCUAAUUGCUGGAUCCUUUGAAGAUGAGUGUUUACCAAAGCUCAUGACACAGAAGCCGCCAGUGGAGAGCUGUCCUGACUCUGGGCUGAAGAGUUCUUUGAAGGUGAUAGCUGAUCUCAAGCUCCAGGACAGGAAGCUGGAUGAAUGGGACGCAUGCUUGCUGCAGUGGGCCCGUCAGCACCAAGGUUCCACUCAUCUCUGCUGCAGAAAGCUGCUGAUUUGUGACCAGCCCAGCCCCACUCUCACAGACAUAUUCAAGUCUGUAGAUCCAGCCUGUAUCCAGGAGUUUCAUCUGACUUGUCUGUGUACGGAAGAGUUGGCUUUUCUUGAACCUUACCUGGAGCAGAUGAAAAAUCUUUCCACGCUCACACUAGGACUCUUUGUCUACCCGUUCCCUACGGACUAUCCUCAAGAGCUCAUAGGGAGAAUAUAUGUGUUGAGCUUUCAGUUGUCCCAACUCCACUGCCUGCGGAAUCUCUGUUUAAAUAACUUAAAAGCUGUUUAUGUCCCCGCAGUACACUUUAUCAGGUGCCUGGAGAAGCCCUUGGAGACCCUGUCAAUCAUUUGCUGCCACCUCUCACAGGCAGACUUGGACUACCUGCCCCACUGCCUGACCGUUGGUGAGCUCAAACAUCUGGACCUGAGUGCCACACGUUUGGGUGGUUUCUUUGUUAAGCCUCUUGGGCUUCUCCUUGAGCGAGUUAGAGGCACCCUGCAAACCUUGAAUAUGGGCUGGUGUUCUAUGCGGGACUCUCAGGUCUGUGACCUCCUGUCUGGCCUGAGCCAAUGCUCCCAGCUCACCAAGGUCAGUUUCGCUGGUAAUAAACUCUCUCUGCCUGCCCUGAAGCAACUCCUGCACCACACAGCCAGGCUGAGCCAGCUGAGCCAGGAGCUGUAUCCCGCCCCUCUGGAUUGCUAUGAUGACAUGGGUGAUAUUCGCAGAGACAAAUUUGUCCUAGUUUGUCCUGAUCUCCUGGAUAUACUCAGGGCUAAAAGGCAACCUAAGAGCGUCUGUUUUAAUAGAAACCGAUUAUUUUACUCUUAUGGGUUCUUGGUCUAUGACCUGGAGACUUAA
Acomys russatus (golden spiny mouse) is the source of this 1413-nucleotide messenger RNA. RefSeq names its product oogenesin-1-like. Gene Ontology annotation, cellular component: cytoplasm. The record is from RefSeq and is a predicted model, not a curated record. The transcript has 3 exons. NCBI's taxonomy places the organism in Eukaryota, Metazoa, Chordata, Mammalia, Rodentia, Muridae. Gene Ontology annotation, biological process: negative regulation of cell differentiation; negative regulation of apoptotic process; positive regulation of cell population proliferation. Bases 1 to 1413 code for a protein of 470 amino acids.